UCACCGGCACAACCCCCCUUUUCUCUCUCUCUCUCUCUCUUCGUACUCUCCCCAGUGGCAGCGCUGCUGCUCAUGGCAGCACCUGCAACUUUUGCAGUCUUUCUCUCUCUGCGUUUAAUCACAGAGGAUUAAAGACCAAAUUCAAUCAAAAGAUGUGAUUUGAUGUAAUUAUGCAAAUAAAACUAUUGCUUUUAGAGAGAGAAACUGAAACAGAAAAAAAGAGGACGAUGUGUGGUUUAAUUGAUCUCAACACUGUUAACGACGAGUUAUCGACGUCGUUAGGUGCUGAUUCUCAGUCGUCGCCGUCGUCGUCUUCGAAUGGUUCAGGUUCAGGUUCCGGUACGGCGGAUUUGUUGUCGUCGUCUCCUUCUAAACCGGUGGUUUCUGGUUCUACUCCGGUGGUGUGUUGUUUGGAGUUAUGGCAUGCUUGUGCAGGACCUUUGAUAUCUUUGCCGAAAAAAGGGAACGCCGUCGUGUACUGCCCUCAAGGCCACCUUGAACAACUACAAUUCGCCGGCGAUUGUUUAACUUCCGGCGACUUUAAUCUUCCUCCUCACGUGUUUUGCCGCGUUUCUGACGUCAAACUUCAUGCUGAAUCAGGAACUGAUGAUGUUUAUGCCCAAGUUUCAUUGAUUCCAGAUCCUCAGCUGGAGCAGAAAUGGCGUAAAGGUGGACGUGGAGUAGAAUAUGUAGAAGACGAUAAUGGAGUGGCGGAGAAGUCCACGACGCUGCAUAUGUUCUGCAAGUCGCUAACCGCCUCCGAUACUAGCACGCAUGGAGGAUUUUCCGUUCCACGAAGGGCUGCCGAAGACUGCUUUCCGCCCCUGGAUUAUAAACAACAAAGGCCUUCGCAAGAGCUUGUGGCUAAAGAUCUUCACGGGACCGAGUGGAAAUUCCGACAUAUCUACCGAGGACAGCCUCGGAGGCAUUUGCUUACUACCGGUUGGAGCGCGUUUGUAAACAAGAAGAAGCUCGUGUGUGGAGAUGCAGUUCUUUUUCUCAGGGGUGACGAUGGAGUGCUACGGUUGGGGAUCCGAAGAGCUUCCCAAGUGAAGGUUGCCUCUAGUUUACCGGCAUUUUGUAGUCAGCAAUUGAACGAUUUUGCCACCGUGGUCAAUUCCAUCUCUCGGAGAAGCGUAUUCAGUGUUUACUACAAUCCAAGGCAUCUAAGUUUCGCUUUUGAUUUUGCCGUUCAAACGGGUGGCUCAUCGGAGUUCAUUGUGCCAUACAAUCGGUUUCUCAAGAGCCUUGCUAAUUCGUUCUCGCCCGGAAUGAGGUUCAAAAUGCGGUUCGAAACAGAAGAUGCAGGAGAUAGAAGCAGGUCUACGGGAAUCAUAACCGGGAUCAACGAUAUCAAUCCGGUACGGUGGCCUGGAUCGAAAUGGAGGUGCCUCAUGGUAAGGUGGGAUUGUGUGGAAGUUACGAUGCAAAAUCGAGUUUCUCCGUGGGAGAUCGAGCGAUGUGGUUUGGUUUCAGAAGUUGGAAGCUUUGUAACGCCUCUAACGAAGAGGUCACGGACCGGUUUUCCUUCGCUUAAAUCCGAUUUUCCCGUUCUCAAAGAUCGGACAACUUCAGACUUCGGGGAAUCUAUGCGAUUCCACAAGGUCUUGCAAGGUCAAGAAAUUUAUGGUUUUUACCGUUCUUCGGAAAUCAACGAUGUCAGAAACGUAGGCUUUGGGGAGUCUUUAAGAUUCAAUCGGGUCUUGCAAGGUCAAGAAAUAAUGUCGAACACACAAUUUGGCGAAAGAAUACCGAGUUCCGGAAAUUUAUGGACUCACCCGUCGACAUUCUUACAUCCAUUGUCGUCAUCAUCUUCGCCUUCAUCGGUUUUACGGUUUCCGCAAUCAAUCAGUCAAGGUCCUAACGAUUAUCCUGCGCAUUACACUGAUAAUCUAAAACCGUUAAACCGUCAAAUCCAUCAAGAUUUCUUUAGCCCUUUGAAAGGACGGCAGGAAGAACCAGUUUCAACGGUUAGAAACAGUUGCCGACUCUUUGGCUUCUCGUUGACCGAGGGAAGUAACGGUACAAAAGCUUCUCAUUGUCCAAAUGGCGACGAUCGAGUGAUUCCAAAAGGGCCGAUCGUGAACACGAAAGUAGGAGGGAGUUGCACCAAUGAGAGGGUUCAUCAAUGGUGUCGAUCGACCGAUGGAUGUUUACAAGGAUUGUGAAGAACGAUUCGAUGCUUUUCCAUAUUGAGAUCGAAAUGUUAGUGUUUUGUGUAUGUGGUUUUGCAGGGAAGAUUGGAGAUGUGUUUGUAGCAUGGUUGACUUUUUGUGGAGGUUUGACUUUGUAGUAGAAGUGUAUUGUGUUGUUUGUUUAAAGAAAGCUUAACCUAAAAAACAAUGGGUUUGAGCCUCUAAUGUAAUCUACUUUAAUUUUGUGUAUUUCAAGUGUAUACGGUUAACGA
This is a messenger RNA of Cynara cardunculus var. scolymus (artichoke), 2407 nucleotides long. RefSeq names its product auxin response factor 3-like. Gene Ontology annotation, cellular component: nucleus. Bases 171 to 2168 code for a protein of 665 amino acids. NCBI's taxonomy places the organism in Eukaryota, Viridiplantae, Streptophyta, Magnoliopsida, Asterales, Asteraceae. Gene Ontology annotation, biological process: regulation of DNA-templated transcription; response to hormone. The transcript is spliced from 13 exons. The record is from RefSeq and is a predicted model, not a curated record. Gene Ontology annotation, molecular function: DNA binding.